AUGACUUGGCAAGAUGGCCUCGUUCAACGUGUGCUCGUAUUGUCUACGAAUGCUUCGGCAGGGAGCAAAGGCAAGAAAAACUUUCAGGCUUCCACUUCGAGACAGCGACAUCUGUCCACAGCUUCCGCUAAAUGGCAGCAAGCAGCACCUCAGAAGCCUGCUGAGCAAGCCAGCCUUCAAACCAACGUUCCUCCAACCACGGCCGGAACCGUUACCUCCAACAUUACAGCUACAUAUCCUGAUGACGUCGAAUCACCAUCAGAGCCUGCCAAAUCCAAAUCGACUGCGAGACCCACCAUCCCCGGCAAUUUGAAGCUCUCACAAGAGGACCGACACCAAAGCAAUGCCAACAUCACAGACACGCACCGACCCUCUAAAGAACAAGGAGUCACUUAUACGCUGGGUGAACGUUUCGCAAUGGGGUUUCAGAAAGUAGCUCCGAAUGCGAGCAAGACGUACCUAAAUUAUGGUAUUUCGGACAGACUAUUCAAAUCCUGUGCGGCGCAGGCAGAUUACAAGAUAACAGAAGAUAAGCGUCUAAACCCGGUGACAGGAAUGGCUCCUCCCAAGACAGCAGACGGCGCCGAUCUGGGAGUACGGGCCGAAGACACAUGGUGGUUCACCGUCCUCGAUCUCCCGCCUACCUUCGCCACCUGGGCCCAAGUGACAUUUCUGCACAUGUGGAUUCUGACCGUGCGACUCCGGGCCUUGGAGCCCAAAGACUUUGAUGACUACUCGCGGUUUUUCUUUGAGCAUUUUUCCUACGGGGCCGAAGAUAGGAUGGUGGUUCACCACAAUAUCUCCUCGAAAGCCAUACGAAACAAGUACCUCAGGGACAUGUUUAUGCAGUGGCGUGGAGUCUUGGUCUCGUACGACGAAGGCCUUACCAAAGGCGACGCGAUGAUGGCCGCUGCCGUGUGGAGGAAUGUCUUCCGUGGAGAGAAUGACGUGGACUGGGGGAAGGUUGCUUUGGUCGUGGGUUUCCUACGCAAGGGAGUUUCCAAGAUGGGCACCUUGGAGCCAAUAACUAUUAUGAAUAAUCUGGAUGGCCCAACGGGCUUGUGGGCGUUGAGUCGAGCAGAUUUGCAGCUGAUUUUAGACAGAAAGACAAAAGGGUUGAAAGAGCCGUUUACAGAGCAGUCGACAUAG
This is a messenger RNA of Rhinocladiella mackenziei CBS 650.93, 1149 nucleotides long. RefSeq lists its product as uncharacterized. Gene Ontology annotation, cellular component: mitochondrion. Gene Ontology annotation, biological process: mitochondrial respiratory chain complex III assembly. The transcript is spliced from 2 exons. Lineage: Eukaryota; Fungi; Ascomycota; Eurotiomycetes; Chaetothyriales; Herpotrichiellaceae. The coding region runs from base 1 to 1149 and encodes 382 amino acids. The record is from RefSeq and is a predicted model, not a curated record.